Molecule: messenger RNA, 2072 nt
Organism: Camelus dromedarius (Arabian camel)
Lineage: Eukaryota; Metazoa; Chordata; Mammalia; Artiodactyla; Camelidae
Gene: CDK9
Product: cyclin dependent kinase 9
Exons: 7
Coding region: 27-1496 (489 amino acids)
Biological process (GO): positive regulation of transcription elongation by RNA polymerase II; protein phosphorylation
Cellular component (GO): nucleus; cyclin/CDK positive transcription elongation factor complex
Molecular function (GO): cyclin binding; RNA polymerase II CTD heptapeptide repeat kinase activity; ATP binding
Source: RefSeq, a predicted model, not a curated record
UUCGGCAGCAGCGGCGGCCCGAGCCAAUGCAGCGGGACGCACCGCCCCGAACCUCAGCCUCGGCGCCCCGGCUCCCCGCGGCCCCGAUCGGUGCCGCUGCCAGCAGUGGCGGCGGCGGAGGCGGAGGCAGCGGCGGUGGCGGAGGCGCCUCUGCAGCUCCGGCUCCUCCUGGCCUCCCGGGAACUACAAGUCCCAGGGGGCCUGGCGGCGGACGGCGGACGGAAGAGGCGGGGUCGGCGCCUCGAGGCCGGAAGUGGCCGUGGAGGCGGAAGUGGCGCGGCCGCGGAGGGGCCUGGAGCACGGCGGCGGGACCCGGGGCGGGAGCGGCGGCGGCGGCGGCGGCGGCUGAAGGCGGCGGCGGUGCACUGGAGGCGGCCAUGGCAAAGCAGUACGACUCGGUGGAGUGCCCCUUUUGUGAUGAAGUGACCAAAUAUGAGAAGCUUGCUAAAAUCGGCCAAGGCACCUUCGGGGAGGUGUUUAAGGCAAAGCAUCGCAAGACUGGCCAAAAGGUGGCUCUGAAGAAGGUACUGAUGGAGAACGAGAAAGAGGGGUUCCCCAUUACAGCCUUGCGGGAAAUCAAGAUCCUCCAGCUUCUAAAACAUGAGAAUGUGGUCAACUUGAUUGAGAUCUGUCGAACCAAAGCUUCUCCCUAUAACCGCUGCAAAGGCAGUAUAUACCUGGUGUUUGACUUCUGCGAGCAUGACCUCGCUGGGCUGCUGAGCAACGUCUUAGUCAAGUUCACGCUGUCUGAGAUCAAGAGGGUCAUGCAGAUGUUGCUCAACGGCCUCUACUACAUCCACAGGAACAAGAUCCUGCACAGGGACAUGAAGGCAGCUAACGUGCUCAUCACUCGUGAUGGGGUUCUGAAGCUGGCGGACUUUGGGCUGGCCCGGGCCUUCAGCCUGGCCAAGAAUGGCCAGCCCAACCGCUAUACCAAUCGUGUGGUGACACUCUGGUACCGGCCCCCUGAGCUGUUGCUUGGAGAACGGGACUAUGGCCCCCCCAUUGACCUGUGGGGUGCUGGGUGCAUCAUGGCAGAGAUGUGGACCCGCAGCCCUAUCAUGCAGGGCAACACGGAGCAGCACCAGCUCGCCCUCAUCAGCCAGCUUUGUGGCUCCAUCACCCCUGAGGUGUGGCCAAACGUGGACAAGUAUGAGUUGUAUGAGAAGCUGGACCUGGUCAAGGGCCAGAAGCGGAAGGUGAAGGACCGGCUGAAGGCCUAUGUGCGGGACCCCUACGCGCUGGACCUCAUCGACAAGUUGCUGGUGCUGGACCCCGCCCAGCGCAUCGACAGUGAUGACGCCCUCAACCACGACUUCUUCUGGUCCGACCCCAUGCCCUCGGACCUUAAGGGCAUGCUGUCCACACACUUGACAUCAAUGUUCGAGUACUUGGCCCCGCCACGCCGGAAGGGCAGCCAGAUCACCCAGCAGUCCACCAACCAGAGCCGCAACCCCGCCACUACCAACCAGACGGAGUUUGAGCGUGUAUUCUGAGGACCGGCCGCUGUUGCUUCUCAUUAGAGCCGUCAUUUUAUUUCUCCUUCUGCUCUGUGACUUGUGUUGUGGAGAUGAUGGGACAUUUGAGUUUUCUCUCUGUGCAUAUUUUAUUUAAUCCUCACCCUGGGCAUCAGGAACCAAUGGAGCAGACUGGAAUAAAGCUUUGGCUGAAAGUCCAGGAGGGCACUUGGGCUGCCUCACCUUGUUCCCUGGCUUUAGGGAUGAUGCCCAGAGGGUCUCCAUUUACCUUAGGACAGGAAUGGGUGGGAGGACAGGUGCCCCCCACCAGUGGCUUUCUAAGAGAUCCCAGCAUGCUGGGUGGAGGGGACAGGACUCUCAUCCAUCCCCAACCCUCCUUGUGGGAUGAGAAACUUGUGUAGAGGACAGAACUAGCCUCAACAGUGGGCUAUUCUUGGCCUAACCCUCCAAAGGUGUGGGGCUGGCAGAAACUCUUGGUUUAUUCAAUAGGACAAUUUUAUCGUGGGUUUUUUUUGUUGUUGUUGUUUGAUUGUUCAGAGAUAUUCCUGGAUGCAGGUUGAUCAGUUAACAAUUAAAGUUGACUUUUUUUUUUCA